AAUGAAAUGAAAUAAAAAUUUUCAUUUUUUAUAUGUUUGUUUUUUUUCAUUGCUUCUGCUCUUUUUUUUGUUUGUUUGUUUGUUACAUUGUAAUAUUUUGUUUCUGGAUCGAAUUCGGUUUUUCCUGUUCGAUUCAUUCAGUCAAGCAAUGAAUUUUUUCUAUUUUAUUUUGUCUUUAUAUGAACAAUGUCACUACAGAUAUUGAAUGUAAAACGGCCACCACCUUUGGCAACUACUACUAAUGUAUCGACGACAACAACAACAAAAAUAAAAACAAGACGAUCAUUACAAUUACGACCGCAAUCACCUCAUAAUCAAAAUCAAUUUGACAGUAUGAUAGAAAUAACAAAUCAUCAACAUCAAGGAUCAUUGACGCCACCACCACCACCCAUACAAUCUCAACCUACCACCUCUUCAACUUCAAUGAUAACAACAACAUCAACAAUGGUAACAUCAUUACCAUCAUUACCAAUGAAAAAAUCAACAACAACAACAAAAACUAUGGCUAAAAAACGAUCCAAAUCAGCAUUUCGUUGUCGAUUCUUUGUAAAUGGUGAUCGUCAUUUUAUUGGAAUCUAUUAUGUUAUUAAUAUUGAUCGUUUACGUACACUUGAUUCAUUAUGUCGUGAAUUAUCAAGAAUUCUUGUGAAUGUGAAAACAUUACCAUCAGGUGUACGAAUAAUAUUCAAUUGUAAUGAUGGUAUAAAAAUUAAUUCUAUUCAACAGUUUCGUCAUAAUGAAAAUUAUUGUUGCUCAUCAAAUGAACAUUUUAUACGUUUAGAUUAUAUUACAAUUACUAAUAAUAAUAAUAAUAAUAAUUUAUUAUCGAUAAAUGAUCGACAAUCAACAUCACCUGAACCAAAAGAUUUGUUAAUAAAUAAUAAUAAUAAUAAUACGAUAAAUGUAGCUAAAAAACAACAACCAUCAACACGAACACCGUUAGCUAAACGUCGUAUAGGUAGUGGUGGUAAUAUUUCCGGUACUAAUAAUAAUUCAACAACAUUAAUGAUGACAACAUCAUCAACAGCAUCAUCAUCAUCACAAACAUUAUCAACAUCAACAACAACAACAAAUGCAAUGUCUUCAAAUUCAUUACAAUAUUGUGCAUUUAGGCCAAAAUUGGUUGCCUUAUUACGUGGAUCAUGUCGUGCUGAACCAUCGAUGCGUCCAUCACGACGUGUAUUUCGUUUUCUAUUUAAUCAUCGUAUUGCACAAAAUUAUGAACAAUUAUUGAAUGAAAUAUCAAAAUCGGUCAAAUUGAAUGUUGGUGCUGUACAUCGUAUAUAUGGUCUUUCAUCAUCGAAAAAGAUAACCUGUUUAAAUGAUCUUUAUGACGAUGAAUAUGUCUAUCUGGUAUAUGGCCGUUCGGAAAAAUGCAAUAUUAACGAUUUCCUGCUUGACGAAUAUGAACAACGAGAAAUCUGUUCAAUUGUUGGCGUUAGUUAUUUAACGUCAUAUUAUGAAAACAAUAAUGAUCAUAGUCUUAAUUUGAAUAAUACGAAUGCUAAUAAUAAUAAUGAUGGUGGUGGUAGACAUGCAUUACCGCCAUUACCAUUACCAUCAUCAUCUGUAAUAUCAAAAAAUCGUAAAGUUGUCCGUUACUGUGAUGAUAUUAAUAAUAAUAAUGAUGCUGCAAUCAAUAAAAAUCGUCGACGUUUUCAAUCGAAAAAAUUCAAUUUUAAUCGUAGCAAUCGUUCAAAAAAUCAUAAUAAUAAUAAUAAUAACGAAAAACAUACAACAAAAUCAAAAAAUUUGAAUUAUGACAAUAAUGAUGAUGAUGAUGAUGAUCAUAAAGCUUAUUCUUUGCCAAGAAAUUUUUGCAUCCAUAACAGUGAUGAUGAUGAUGAUGAUGACAAUAAUAAUGAUAAAUGUCAAAAUAAUAUGAAAAAUUUUAAUCACCAUCAUCCAAAUUCUUGUCAUUCAUUAUCAUUAGACAAUAAUGAUUUGAUUGAUUCGGAUAAUGAUGAUGAUGAUGAUGAUGAUAACAAAGAAAAUAAUAUUGAAAAUCUAAAUGGAAAUGAACGUACACCAACAAAUGGUCAUUAUAAUCAUCAUAAUCCACAUUCAUUUAAUGAUGAUGAUGAAACAGAAAAUUGGAAUUAUAAUUCAAUAACGAUGGUUACAUCAGUUGAUGAUGAUAAUUAUGAUGUUAUUAUUGCUGAUAACGAUUUUAAUGAUGUUGAUACUAAUAAAUAUCAUCAAAAGCGUAAAUUACCAUUGGAAAGUAAAAAUAUUGGUUCAAUGUCAUCAUCGUCAUCAUCAUCCGAUCAAAAUUCAAAUAGAUCAAAUGGCAAUUAUCGGAAUAUAAAGAUUUCAGAUACAAAUAGUCCUAAAACUGAUGAUCAUUUAUAUUCUAGUUCGAAUUCAAGUCUAGUCUUUGUUGGUAAUAAUCAAAAAUUUAAUGGUACUAAUCAUCAUCAUAAUCAACAAUCAAUGCAUCCAAAUGCUAAUCAAUCAAAUUCAAAUUGUGAUUUUCGAUCUUCAUCAAUGACAACGACAACAUCUACUACAUCGACAAAUACAAGCCAAAAUCAAGGAAUUUUUAUUCAAAGUAAUGGUAGCAGCACACCCGGUGAUGCAUCAACUAUAAGUUGUUCAGAUGAUUUUUCUUUUACUUCAAUAGAUGUCGAUAAUUCCAAUACAUUGAAUCAUGAUGAACAACAAAAUUUUGUUUAUGAUGAUGAUGAUGAUGAAGAAUCAGUAUCGAUAGAUGAUGGCCAAUCUAUUGUCAAAUCGGACAAUAAUCUUUCCAAAUCUCAACAACAAGAGAGCCAUGAUUCAGAUUUAUCAUCAACAUCUUCAUUUUCUAGUCUUUCACGUGUAAUUCCAGUUAUAAACAAUGUUCAACAGUGCCAACGAUCAUCUUCAUUGGAAAGAUCUGUUAACAAUAACAAAAAUGAUAAAAAAAUUCCACAACCAAAAGCAGCUAUUUCAAAAAUUAAAUCCAAAGGUCAACCGAUAGAACCACCAUUAUCUGCAGCGAAUACCAAAAUACAUUUGAUAAAUCAUACAAAAACAACAGCUAAUACCAAACAACGUGUAACUAACCAAAUAGGAUCUGUAUCCCAAAAUCAAACAGCAGCUGCGGCAAAGAAUACUAAGCCGAAAAAAAUGUCCAUCAAAUCUUCAAAUGUUGAUGUUUCUCAACAUGCAGCACAAAAUCAUAAUCGAAGUCCAAGCCAUCGGAUUGGUUCAGGAAAUCGAAACUCUUCAGGAUCACAGCCAACCACUCCAGUCAAGAAAAAAAUAUAUCAUUCUCAACAGCCACAAUCACAACAACGUCGUGCACCAGUUCUAACAACAAUACCGGCCGCAACAAAAUUUCAGCCAAAAAAAGAAGUUGACGAUAUUUAUUUUGUCGACAAAUCUAUUGGUGAUGGUAAAUUUGGUGUCGUAUACACUUGUAUUCAUCGUAAAACACGGCAAAGUUUUGCAUUGAAAGUAGUCGAUAAAUAUACUAUGCAGCAAGUUUUUCCACCACCCCCACCACCACCACCAACAACAACAUCAUCAUCAUCAACAUCUGGUCAUAAUAAUAAUACGGAUAAAUCGAAUGAUCCAGCAAAUGCUGAAGUUGCAAUUCUUAGCCGUGUAAAUCAUCCUAAUAUUGUUCGACUUUAUGAUCAUUUUGAUUAUGUUGAUCAAUGUUAUUUAGUACUUGAAUUACUUCAGGGUGGCGAUCUUUUUGAUGCUAUUACUGUUGCAUCUCGUUAUACGGAAGCUGAAUCAGCAUCAAUGAUAAGCGAUCUUUUGAAUGCUUUGAAUUAUUUACAUCAAAUGAACAUUGUUCAUCGUGAUAUAAAACUAGAAAAUUUACUUGUAUCCUAUGUGCCAAUACCAAUGAAUGAUAAUAAUGAUAGUUCUAAUAAUGAAACAAUCAAUAAUAAAAAUCUGCAACGUCAAUAUCGUCGUAUGAUUAAAUUGGCUGAUUUUGGUCUUGCCGUUCAAAUUGAACCGGGUGAAAAAUUAUACACCGUUUGUGGUACACCUACAUAUGUUGCACCAGAAAUUCUAUUAGAAAUUGGUUAUUCAUUUCCUGUGGAUAUUUGGGCUGCCGGUGUUAUUCUAUACAUACUAUUAUCUGGUCAGCCACCAUUUGCGAAUGAAGAAAAUGAUCAGAUUCAAUUAUUUGAUCAAAUAAUAACCGGUAAUUUUGAUCUUAUUGGACCACAAUGGCGACAUGUAUCAUCAUCAGCAAAAUGUAUGAUACUUUCAAUGUUGGUCGUACAACAAACAAAACGUAUCACUGCUCAACAAGUAUUGAAUCAUCGAUGGCUUUUACAAUAUAAUAAUAAUAAUCAGCUAAUUAAAUCAAAAUUAUCAUCCGAUUCGUUAGCCAAUGAUUACUUGAAUUUAUGAUUGAAUUUUUUUUAAAAUGAAUUUUCUUACUUUGAAAUCUUUUUUUUUUAUUUUUUCCGCCAUUUUUUUCAUUAUGUCAAUUU
Messenger RNA from Dermatophagoides pteronyssinus (European house dust mite), 4442 nucleotides. RefSeq lists its product as uncharacterized. The record is from RefSeq and is a predicted model, not a curated record. NCBI's taxonomy places the organism in Eukaryota, Metazoa, Arthropoda, Arachnida, Sarcoptiformes, Pyroglyphidae. Gene Ontology annotation, biological process: intracellular signal transduction; protein phosphorylation. Gene Ontology annotation, molecular function: ATP binding; protein kinase activity.